GUCCCAAAGUAACCUCUUCCUGCUCACCUUCACUUAGUUAUCGGAUAUUGGAUACGAUUCGUCGUGUCAAGGAAGUUCGCAUGGCGGUUGGAUUGGAAACACAGCCUUAUCUCAAAGCCCAAUUGGCACAAGCUGCCGCCCAGGCUCAAGCACAAACUCAGGCUCAGGGUCAAGCAGAUUCCCAAGGUCUGAACCAAGCACAAGGUCAAAUACCAGCUCCAGCGCCUACGCCGCAACCCCAGGCCGCUCAAUUACAACCUACUCCCGUCUCAGCUGCGCCCGCACCGGCGUCAACACCAGCUCCCCAGCCAGUUGCUGACCAGAAACCCAAGUCAACAAAGAAGAAAGCCGAUGCGAUGCAGGCUUUCCAAAUCACUCCUGAGAUGUCACGCUCUUCUGCCACCCCUGUCCCACAUCCUGUGGUGAACCAGCUUCAAUCACAGCCGCGGCACGCUACCUCCCCCUCACCCCGUGUAAGCGCGCCUUCGCCGCUCCCGUCUGUACAGUCACCUGCGCAAAGGUUCACGCAAUCACCACGCCCUCCAUCAUCGCAAGCGCCGCACUCCUCACCUCUCGCAGCUGGUUCACAACUCCCCCCAACAAUACAACGCCCUCCAACCGCCGCCCAUCAAUUCUUGCCAAUUGCUUCACCGCAAAGUUCUCAACCCAAGCCUGCUACGCCCCAAGUUGCUUAUCUAUCUCAGUCGACACCUUCCCCUGCACAAGCCGGGCAACAGGCUGGCGCAGCGCAGCUGGCUCCUGGACAACAUCUGAUGCAGCAGCAUGCUCAAGGUCAAGGUCACACUCAAGCGCAGAUAUAUCAGCUUCAACAGAUGCAACUGCACCACCCACAAACUCGAUUGAUGCAGGCUCAGGCUCAGGCGCAAGCGCAGGCUCAGGCGCACCAGGCUCAGUCUCAGUCUCAGGCUCAGGCUCAGGCCCAGGCCCAGCAGGCGCAGGCCCAAGCUCAGGCCCAGCAGGCCCAGGCCCAAGCUCAGGCCCAGGCCCAAGCUCAACACGCACAGGCUCAGCAAGCCCACCACGCACAGGUGCAGGCUCAGGCUCAGGCUCAGGCCAAGCUCAGGCCCAGGCCCAGGCUCAGGCUCAGGCUCACCACGCACAAGUUCAGGCUCACCACGCACAGGUGCAGGUGCAGGCCCAGGCUCAAGCCCAGCCCCAAGCCCACGUGCAAGCCGAACGUAUGACACCGCAGAAUUCACAAUCGCGAAGCCCCUUGCCUGGACAUCCUACAGCUCGAAACAGCCCGAUGCUCCAGAAUCAAGCCAGAGGCUCUCCUAUGCUCCAAAACCAGGCCAGAGGGUCGCCCAUGCCCAAUUCUAACCCGCUCCCACCCCAACCUACACAAGCUGCACAGCACCCGGGCAUGGCGCAGCAGCAGUACAACUUUGCACCAAUGCAGUACAGGCCAGCCGGGCAGGACCAGCAGCAGCACCAAAUGAUAAUGCCACAGUACUCAAUGUAUCCAUAUAUGAGCUAUGCCGUACCUGCAGGACGAGGCUACCAGUGGAAUGUUGGACGGGGGAUGCCAAAUCAGG
This is a messenger RNA of Suillus subaureus, 1556 nucleotides long. RefSeq lists its product as uncharacterized. NCBI's taxonomy places the organism in Eukaryota, Fungi, Basidiomycota, Agaricomycetes, Boletales, Suillaceae. Bases 81 to 1205 code for a protein of 374 amino acids. The record is from RefSeq and is a predicted model, not a curated record. The transcript has a single exon.